Thlaspi arvense is the source of this 809-nucleotide messenger RNA. The record is from the annotation of a GenBank genome assembly. Lineage: Eukaryota; Viridiplantae; Streptophyta; Magnoliopsida; Brassicales; Brassicaceae.
CUCACAUCAGUCCAACUCGACCUCAAAUUAUAACCUCCAUCGACAUCCACAAAAGAAUAAAAGUAUAUAUAGCUAACCUUUUGAUGGCAUCUACUGAAAACCCCGACCCAGAAACCGGAAAAUCUGAACCGCUUCCAGCGUCGGUGGAACAACCACCACCGUCCUCAGCUGCCGGUUUCUUAGAUUGCCGGAAAAUAGACAUCGUACUAAGAGUUCUGUUUUUCUCCGCCACACUAACUGCUCUAAUAGUAAUGGUGACCAGCGACCAGACCGAGAUGGCUCAGCUCCCUGGAGCUCCGUCUCCUGCUCCUGUCUCCGCCGAGUUCAACGACUCGCCCGCUUUCAUAUAUUUCGUGGUGGCUCUUGUGGUGGCUAGUUUCUACGCCUUAAUCUCAACACUUGUUUCCAUUUCUCUACACUUGCGACCUGAGUUCGCUGCACAGUUAUCCAUUUACCUAGCCUCCUUUGACAUGGUGGUGGUGGGGAUUUUGGCGUCUGCGACGGGAACGGCGGGAGGAGUUGCGUACAUAGCGUUGAACGGAAACGAAGAAAUUGGGUGGAACAAGAUUUGUAAUGUCUACGACAAGUUUUGUCGUUACAUUGCAACAUCGCUUGCCUUAUCACUAUUUGCUUCUCUUCUGCUACUAGGUUUAUCUAUUUCCUCUCUUUCCAAGAGAACUACAUGAACAAACCGCAAUGAAAAAUCCCUAUCUCGUAACGUGUGUGUAUCUUUUGUGUCUGAUUUGGUUUGUUCGUAAUGUUAUAUUAUUAUGUAUAUCUCUGUAUCUCAUGAUGUUGUUGUAACUUGU